AUGGCUAGGACAGGUCGACAACCUCGUUCGGCACCCACUGCCCCACAGGGCAAUACGGCGACUGGCGGUGGUGGUGGUGGUGGUUCGAGCUCGACCAAGUCCUCCAAAAGCAAGACCAAGUCGAAACCGAUGAGCAAGAAGCGUCAGACCAAGGCCUUGUCCCAAGCGGAUGGGACCUCCGCAAGCAUGGGAUUGAACGUAUACUCUUUCGAACCGGGAAAGAAGAAGGCCAGAGGAGAUGUAGAUCCACUCGCUAGGGCCAACGCUGGGAAGGGGAAGGGAAGGCGCAGGGACGAUGACGACGAUGAGGAUGAGGAAGGUAUGGAUGCUCAGGAUAGGGACGAUCUGGAGGCCAUGUUCAAUGGGGAUCAACCGGUCGAUUUUACGGGGUUCAAACCCAAGGGGUUGAAGAUGGGCUUGGAUUCGGACGAGGAGCAGGACGGGGAUGAGGAGCGCCAGCGACGAGGUGGCGAUGAUGACGAGGACAUCGACUCGGACGAUGCGGGCACAGAGUCCGAGAUUGAGAUGGAUGAGGCUCCUCCGACGAAGGUGUGCAUUUGA
Messenger RNA from Microbotryum saponariae, 561 nucleotides. Lineage: Eukaryota; Fungi; Basidiomycota; Microbotryomycetes; Microbotryales; Microbotryaceae. The record is from the annotation of a GenBank genome assembly.